UUACCCAGACGAUAUCGCGUAUAAUUGCGAUCUUUCUGGCCACCUAAAGUCCCUCAUCUUACGUACAUACUUGAAAAGACGCCGGAAAAAAAAAGAGACCCCUCUUCCUUCUUCCCCCCCGCUUCUGCUCGUCUUCUAGCCCUGCCGACUCACCAACCACCCGUUUCCGGUCUAUCUAUCAGUGUUUACUCUCUGGUCCUAGCUCCGUUGUCCGCUAAGUCGCCGUUGUUCGUUCCUCGCUCAACCCACCACCACCCAUCCCAUCGUCCCACCAUCCCACCAUCAACCUUGCCCAGUCUUCUCCGAUCUUCUUCGCCGUGCUAGAUAAAUUCACCGAAAAAAGCACAUUUCAAUACCAACACAAUCGAAAUGGCCAUCACCAAGAUCCACGCUCGCUCGAUCUACGACUCUCGCGGUAACCCCACCGUCGAGGUCGAUGUUGUCACCGAGACCGGUCUUCACCGUGCUAUUGUGCCUUCCGGUGCUUCCACUGGUCAGCACGAGGCUGUUGAGCUCCGUGACGGCGACAAGAGCAAGUGGGCUGGAAAGGGUGUUCUCAAGGCUGUUGAGAACGUCAACUCCGUCAUUGCCCCCGCUGUCAUCAAGAAGAACCUCGAUGUCAAGGACCAGGCCGCCGUCGACGCUUUCCUGAACUCCCUCGAUGGCACCGCCAACAAGGGAAAGCUCGGUGCCAACGCCAUCCUCGGUGUUUCCCUGGCUAUCGCGAAGGCUGCUGCCGCUGAGAAGGGUAUCCCUCUCUACGCUCACGUCGCGGACCUUGCCGGAACCAAGAAGCCCUAUGUUCUUCCCGUUCCUUUCAUGAACGUUCUCAACGGAGGAUCCCACGCUGGUGGUCGUCUCGCUUUCCAGGAGUUCAUGAUCGUCCCCUCUGCUGCCCCUACCUUCACGGAGGCUAUGCGUCAGGGUGCCGAGGUCUACCAGAUCCUCAAGUCUCUGGCCAAGAAGAGGUACGGACAGUCUGCCGGCAAUGUCGGAGACGAGGGUGGUGUCGCUCCCGACAUCCAGACCGCUGAGGAGGCCCUUGACCUCAUCACCGACGCCAUCGAGCAGGCUGGUUACACGGGUACCAUCAAGAUCGCCAUGGACGUUGCCUCUUCCGAGUUCUACCGUGAGGGCAAGUACGACCUGGACUUCAAGAACCCUGACUCCGACCGCUCCAAGUGGUUGACCUACCAGGAGCUGGCCGCCCUCUACAAGAGCCUCGCUGAGAAGUACCCCAUCGUCUCGAUCGAGGACCCCUUCGCCGAGGACGACUGGGAGGCCUGGUCCUACUUCUUCAAGACCUCCGACUUCCAGAUCGUCGGUGAUGACUUGACCGUAACCAACCCCGAGCGCAUCAAGACCGCCAUCGAGAAGAAGGCGUGCAACUCGCUCCUCCUCAAGGUCAACCAGAUCGGUACCCUCACCGAGUCGAUCCAGGCCGCCAAGGACUCUUACGCCGCUGGCUGGGGUGUCAUGGUCUCCCACCGCUCCGGUGAGACUGAGGACGUGACCAUCGCCGACAUCGUCGUUGGACUCCGUGCCGGCCAGAUCAAGACCGGUGCUCCCGCCCGUUCCGAGCGUCUCGCCAAGCUCAACCAGAUCCUCCGUAUCGAGGAGGAGCUCGGUGCCAAUGCUGUCUACGCUGGUGAGCACUUCAGGACUGCCGUCAACAUUUAAAUCUUUUGUAAUCUUUCUGGUGUUUUUCUUUCUCCUUUUCUUUUCGUUUCGGGUGUUUUCCUCUUUUCUUUUGUUAUUGGGAUGGGAUGGGAUGGGAUGGGGAUGGGGAUGGGGGGUUUUUUUUCCCUGGGGGAAAAUUUGUGAUGAUAAUAGGUACAUAU
Messenger RNA from Tricharina praecox, 1841 nucleotides. RefSeq names its product phosphopyruvate hydratase. Gene Ontology annotation, biological process: glycolytic process. NCBI's taxonomy places the organism in Eukaryota, Fungi, Ascomycota, Pezizomycetes, Pezizales, Pyronemataceae. Gene Ontology annotation, cellular component: phosphopyruvate hydratase complex. The record is from RefSeq and is a predicted model, not a curated record. Bases 370 to 1680 code for a protein of 436 amino acids. The transcript has 7 exons. Gene Ontology annotation, molecular function: phosphopyruvate hydratase activity; magnesium ion binding.